AUGUGCAAGGUCGGCGUUCUGCUCCUAUGCCUCGUCGUCCGCGCACCGCCGGCGGCGGCCGUUUCGCCAGAGGACUGCACCGCGUGCGCCGCUGCUCCCGCGGAGGAGGACUGCUCCAGCAGCGCGUGCCGCGUGUCCCUGCUCCAGAGCCGGCGCGAGGUGACCUCGCCGAAAGCGUCGGAGAGCGCGGUUCUCGGCGCGAAGCUCUUUCCGAGGAAACCGAAUAUCGUGCUCUUCUUGCCUGACGACAUGUUCUUCAAAGACUAUUCCCCUUGGGAUCCGAGUGGAUUCGCUCCCGCGGUGCCGAGCCGCAUCCCAGUGAUGAAUAAGCCCAUCAAUAACGGCGGGGUCAUGCCGAACCUCGAGAAGAUAGCUCAGUCUGGUGCCACUUUCGCGAGAGCGUACACCGCCUCGCCGUUAUGUACACCCUCGCGUUAUUCCAUUAUGACCGGGCGACACCCGUCUCGAAGCUUGUAUGGCUUUGACAAAGUAAGCGAGUAUUUCCCUGGCAUCUCCGAAGGCUUUGUGGGUCAGUACAGUAUGUUGGGCCAGGGAUACAAAGAUCAGGUGAGCACAAUCGGCAUCGCUCUGCAAAGUCUAGGCUACGCUACCGGCAUGAUGGGCAAGUGGCACCUGACUCCAUCCGAGGAGGCAAAUUUCACCUCCCCGUACUCGGACCAGACAGCCUAUGUGAUGCGUCCAGGAUUCGAUUUUGUCGAUGGCCUGUAUAUCACGAACAUGUGCGACUGCAGCCAACCUAUUUGCGAUACGUUCAAUCACAACUUGGAGUGGAUGUUGGACAGGGCAGUCUACUUCAUGGACGACGCGAUGACCAAACAAAAGCCUUUUUUCCUGUACUUCUCCCCGACCCCGCCGCAUAAUCCGUCAGCAGAAGACUCGUUGCUUGGGCACUUCACCCCAUAUCAGACACCAGCUGGGACUUUGGCGAGCGCUCCUGACGUAUCCAAGUAUUGUUCAAGCUGCAAGCUCGCGAAACGGAAGGAGAUCUGGGAUAGCGUCGCAGACAUCUCGAGCAUGUCCGAGGAAGGGUCUUGCAGACACUUGUUGGCAGCCCUGCGCUGGAUCGACGAGUCGCUAGGGGUGCUCUACGACUUCCUCUCUGAGCGGGAUGCCAUCGGGCACACGUAUAUCGUCGUAUCGACUGACCACGGGCCGGCCAAGUAUUCGUUGUACGAGUUGAGCACCCGGGUGCCGCUUUACGCCGCCGGACCGGGCAUCCAAGCUGGCACCGUGGUGGAAGAGCCAGUCAUCCACAUGGACAUGGCGCCGACGUUCUUGACUUGGGCCGGGGAUUCUGAAGGAGCUUCCUUGCCGAUGAGCUCGGACGGGCUCAGUUGGUCGUCUUUGGUCUCUGGGGAGGCGAGUUCCCUGGACCGAGAGUCGAUCACAACGCAGUCGUAUUUCGACACGGCGAUCAUGAACAGAGAAGGCAUGAAGAGAUACGCGUGCCGCACCAGUCUCAUCAUCAACAGGACGCUAACCAAGCUGCAAGACCCUAUUCUCAUUGAUGAGUGCUCCUCUCUUGCCAAGGACUUGGCUCUUUUUGUGGGCGAUGCUUACCCGGCCCUCUACGAUAAGGUCCAAGUGUACAAUAUAGUUUCCGACCCCACGGAGCAAGAGAACCUCGAGCGUUUUUGA
Prorocentrum cordatum is the source of this 1659-nucleotide messenger RNA. The record is from the annotation of a GenBank genome assembly. NCBI's taxonomy places the organism in Eukaryota, Dinophyceae, Prorocentrales, Prorocentraceae.